Molecule: messenger RNA, 2348 nt
Organism: Closterium sp. Naga37s-1
Lineage: Eukaryota; Viridiplantae; Streptophyta; Zygnematophyceae; Desmidiales; Closteriaceae
Source: the annotation of a GenBank genome assembly
GUGUGCUGGGAGUGGCGGAUCUGCUGCUCCGCACGCCCCUCACAGUGGAGCAGCGCUCCUACCUCGAGAUCAUCCGGUCGUCGGGAGACAAUCUGCUGCGGAUCAUAUCCGACGUGCUGGAUCUCUCCAAGAUCGAAUCGCAAUCCCUGGGUCUGGAGAGCGUGGCCUACUGCCUCGAGACGUGUAUCAACGAGGCUACGGCGCUGCUCUGUGUUGCUGCCUCGGAAAAAGGAUUGCUGUUGGAGAGCCGUGUGGCUCCCGAUGUGCCGCGCUAUGUGAGAGGCGAUCCGGGGCGGUUGAGGCAGAUCAUUCUCAACCUCGUCUCCAACUCCAUCAAGUUCACUCAGAGUGGCGGCAUCCAGAUUGUAAUCCGCCGCGCUACAGAGGACGAGGUCACCCGCGUACGCAAGACUAGGGCUGCUACUGCCGCCUCUGCUGCAGGAGAGGGCGCGGACGCAGCUGCAGGAGAGGAAGGAGGCGUAGGGGGAGGAGGAGGAGCAAAGGGAGAGAGGGAGACGGGGGGGCCAACAGCGGAAGCAGCAGCAGGAGCAGCAGCGGGAACAGCAGUAGGAGCAGCAGCGGGCGCAGCAGUAGGAGCAGCAGCAGGAGCAGCGGUAGCAGCAGCAGCGGGAGCAGCAGUAGCAGCAGCAGCGGGCGGAGCGAGAGGAGGAAAGGGUAUAGUGGAUGCUGGGGGUACUAGGAAGGCUGAUCCUGGUGGGGUUGAGGAGGAGCCUAGCGCGAAACGCAGGCGCAUAGAUGGGGUAGCAGGGGCGGGGGAGAGGGGGAACGGGGGAGCGGCGGCGGGGGAGAAGGGGGAAGACGCAGCAGGGGCAGCAGGGGAGGGUAUGGCGCGAAAAGAGGACGGGCGGAGAGGGGGAGGGAGUGGAGAGGGGGACAGAGGGGGCGAGGGGAGGGGAGAGGAGAGAAGGCGGAAGGGGAGAGGGGAGGAGACGGAGGGUGACUCAGAAGACGCAGAGUUUGGAGAGAGUGAAGGAGAGGAGAAGGGCGGGUGUGUGGCUGAUAGGAGAGAGGCAGGAGGUGAGGGAAGGAAGGGAGGAGAAAGCGGGAAGGAAGAGAAUAGCAGAAGAAGUGCAGGGGCUACGGCUGAGCAAGGAGAGAAGGGGGAGGAGGAGCAGGGGAAGGGGGAGGAGGGGAAGGAGGGGGAGGGGGAGCAGGGGGAGAAAGGGGAGAAGGGGGAGAAGGGGGAGGAGGGGGAGGAGAAGGUGUGGAUAACGUUCUGUGUGGUGGACACUGGCAUGGGCAUCAGUCAAGAGGCGUGCUCCAGGCUGUUCCGCGCGUUCAUGCAGGGCGAUGCCUCUACGUCUCGCCGCUACGGGGGCACGGGGCUGGGCCUGGCGAUUUCCAAAUCCCUCGUGAACAUCAUGGGGGGGGACAUCCACGUCAGCAGCCAAGUGGGCGCGGGGUCCACCUUCGCCUUCACCAUCCAGCUCCCUGUGUCAACUGCCCAGCUCUGUGCACUGGCGGGGAACGGUGGGCUCAUGGCCAGAGACGACUCCCUGGCAGGUCAGUUCCUCCUGGGGUGGUUCCUGUGUCUAUCCUGGUUCAAAGCCUGGGGGAGGGGGGGAUUCAAGGGCUGUGGUGGGGUGGGCGCCAGGUCCACCUUCGCCUUCACCAUCCAGCUGCCCAUCUCAACCGCCCAGCUCUGUGCUCUCGCUGGCAACGGCGGGCUCAUGGCCAGAGACGACUCUCUCGCAGACUCAGCCUUCACCAUCCAGCUGCCCGUCUCCACGGCGCAGCUCUGUGCGCUCGCUGGCAACGGCGGGCUGAUGGCCAGAGACGACUCUCUUGCAGGAGGGUUAGGGCUGGGGUGUGAGGAGGAGAGGAAGAAGAGGAGGAAGGGGCUGGCGUGUUUGAUAGCGGAGGAUAAUAAAGUGAACCAGAUGGUGGUGGUGCGCAUGCUGAGGGGGCUGGGUGUGGUGUCCGACGUGGCUUCGAACGGAGAGGAGGCGCUGCGGGCGUGCGAGAAGAAAGACUAUGACGUGGUGUUCAUGGUGGGUGGUGUUACUCACUCACUCCCACAAUCACUCCCUCACUCACUCCCUCCCUCACUCACUCCCUCACUCCCUCACUCCCUUACUCAUUGCCACUCAGAAGUCCCGAAAGAGCUGUGCUAUAUGAAUGCGCCUCACUGUCCCCCUUCCCGCCCCACCUUCCUUCGCUCUCAUCCCCGUCCCACCCCUGUUUCCUUUCUGUUCCUCUCCCCUUCUCGGGACUGCCACAUGCCGGUGAUGGCUGGCUUCAUUGCCACUCAAAAGCUUCGACUGCCACAUGCUGGUGAUGGCUGGCUUCACUGCCACUCAGAAGCUUCGACUGCCACAUGCCGGUAA